AACAUAACAAACACAAACACAAUAAUUUCAGAUCCGUCCUUUUUUUGUUUUUGUUUUUCAUUCCUUUUCUCGAGAAAAUUAAAUUUUCUCGAGAAAAGAAAAAUUUUUUUUCUCUCCUCUCCUCUCCUCUCCGUGUUUCUCGAGAGAAAUUCUACCUUUACCUGUUUUGCUUUACUUCUCUUCUUCUUCGUCUUCGUCUUCUUCGCGCGUGAAUCCAUGCGUGUAGGUUUACCUCUUCAGAUUCAUUUGGAGUUUUUUUUUUUAUUCGGUGCGUUUCGGGUUAUCAUUGAAUAAGCUAUUAAAGUUGCUCUUAUCUUUCUUUUGGUUUCAUUAAUGGUGAAGUUAUGGGUGAGAUCCGUACUGUGAGUGUCGGCAUUGGUGAGAUUUAAUGCGGUCUCAGGUUUGAGAGCUUUACAGUGGUAUAAAUGUGACAAGUGAUGGUUUUAUGUACCUCUGAUUGUAACGGUUUUUUACUUUUUUUUCUCUCAAAUUUAUGAGUUUUAGAGCUCAUUAUGGUUCUUUCUUUCGAGGUUUUGAUGAUGGGUUUAUUACAUGAUCAAUGAACUAGUGUAACCCUUUAUUUCUUUAGACUUCACAGCAUCACUGGUUAACUGAGUUUGGAAUAAAGUCCUGAAAUUUUUCUUGGUAUGUUUAAAUGUUAAGACCUGCACAUAUGUCUGCAAGGUUACUGUGAAUCUACUUCCCUCCUCAGGAAAUUAGGGUUUCCGUCCACAUUUCACACAAAUGUCAGGCCUAGAAGGAAAUGGGUUCAAUGAUGAAAUCAGAGAGAGGAGAUCUGAUUUUGAGAAUUCUGAAGAUGAGAGAAGGAGAUCGAAAAUUGGCACUCUCAAGAAGAAGGCAUUAAAUGCUUCAAAUAAGUUCACUCAUUCUCUUAAGAAAAGAGGAAAAAGGAAAAUUGAUUAUAGAGUUUCUUCAGUUUCUAUUGAGGAUAUAAGGGAUGAAAAGGAGGAGAGUGCUGUAUUAGAAUUGCGACAAAAGCUUCUUGAAAGGGAUUUGUUGCCUCCUAGGCACGAUGAGUAUCAUACUUUGCUAAGAUUUUUGAAAGCUAGAGAGUUUAACAUAGAAAGAACAAUCCAGAUGUGGGAAGAAAUGCUUAAUUGGAGGAAAGAGUAUGGAACAGACACUAUAUUGGAGGAUUUUGAGUUUGAAGAGCUGGAAGAGGUUUUGCAAUAUUACCCUCAGGGUUACCAUGGAGUUGACAAGGAAGGCCGGCCAGUUUACAUUGAAAUGCUUGGAAAAGCUCAUCCAAGUAAGCUGAUGCGAAUCACUACUGUAGAUCGAUAUUUGAAGUACCAUGUUCAAGAGUUUGAGAGGGCUCUGCUGGAGAAAUUCCCUGCAUGUUCUAUUGCUGCAAGGAGACAGAUAUGUUCAACGACAACGAUAUUGGAUGUACAUGGCUUGGGCAUCAAGAAUUUCACACGGACUGCUGCAAAUCUUUUGGCUGCAAUGACAAAGAUAGAUAAUAGUUAUUACCCUGAGACAUUGCAUAGGAUGUAUAUUGUUAAUGCUGGUCCUGCCUUUAAGAAGAUGCUUUGGCCUGCAGCUCAGAAACUUCUAGAUGCAAAGACUAUUGCAAAGAUACAGGUUCUGGAUCCCAAGUCCCUGCCCAAGCUACUGGAAGUUAUUGAUGCAAGUCAAUUGCCAGACUUUUUGGGUGGUUCUUGCACUUGUUAUGCUGAAGGAGGGUGUCUUAGAUCAAAUAAAGGUCCUUGGAAUGAUCCUGAUGUGAUGAAGCUUGUACAUAAUGCGGGAGCAAAGUUUGUGAGGCAAAUCACUAGAAUGUCCAGUGACCAACAUAAAUUGGACUCACAUAUUCAGAUACGCCCUCAGAAGGGAAGAAGUAGUGAUACGUUGGCAGCAGAAUCAGGGUCUGAUAUUGAUGAUCCAUCUCCAGUCCAUUGGAGUUCUACAUUUCCACGUUUGGCCCCCGUUCAUGAGGAAGUCAGAGCAACAGAUCCAAAUGCCUACUACAGUUGUGAUGAUAGUUUUCCUUUGGUUGAGAAGACUACCCAAAGCAAUCUGGGAGUGGAACAUUCUGACAAUCAAUUACUUAACACCAGUGAUCUGACGAGCUUUCCCGAUCAGACGACAUCAAAUCUGGAAGGGGGUCUCAUUAUGCGUUGGUUGGACCUUAUCAAGGAAAAGAUUGGGAAGAGACAUAAUCUAUGUGGGGCUAGACUGCUGAUGUCAUUUGUGGUCAAACUAAUUGCUUUUUUCCAUAGUUUACCAUUUGAAUUUUGGAAGAGGCAGAGCAACGUUCAUCCCUCUAAUCUUAUGGAACAUAAUGCUGAUAGUCAUUCAUCAGCUGUUGAAACUCUGAAUGAAGAGUGUGUCCGUCCAUGUAUGGAGCGUCUACAGAGGCUGGAGAAAGUAUUUGAACAACUUAGCAACAAGCCUGGUGCAAUCCCAUUGGAAAAAGAGCAAAUGCUCAUGGAAUCUCUAGAGAGGAUAAAGUCUGUGGAGUUUGAUCUUGAGAAAACAAAGAGGUUAGUACAAGCUGCAGUUGUAAAGCAACUUGAGAUUGCUGAAUCGCUGGACAAUUUACGAGAAUCUAGAUGUCGUCAAAGAAGAUUGUUCUGUUGAGUACCUGAAGUAUAACAAUGGUACUAGCUAGAAAUUGGGGAUAACAAGAGAUGGAUUUGCACAGAUUGGAACGGCGAGAGCAUCAAUGUCACAAUAAUACUUUUCUGAAGAAGCAGGGGCAGAUACAACCAUUUUUUUUUUUUUUUUCCCUAACAUGAGGUGGAUGACUGCUGCUCUUCUCCCUCUCUUUCCCUUUCUGUCAAUCCUUUUUCCUUCAAAUCUUUUAGUCUCCUCUUACAGUUGGUACUUACAGAAGUUACAGUUAGCUGAGAAGUAACUAGUUCUGAACUUAGAGUUUCUUAACAGUGUAGAGAAAAGAACAACAAAAGAGAGUAAAUGAAAUGCGUUAUAAC
Jatropha curcas is the source of this 2957-nucleotide messenger RNA. RefSeq names its product Sec14p-like phosphatidylinositol transfer family protein. Lineage: Eukaryota; Viridiplantae; Streptophyta; Magnoliopsida; Malpighiales; Euphorbiaceae. The record is from RefSeq and is a predicted model, not a curated record.